AUGGUGAGCAAGGAGGCUGGCAAGUACGCGCUCACCAACCACUCAGAGUCCGAGUCGGAGGCGGGCCCCUCAGCGGGCCCCUCGCUGGCCCUGGAGGUGAAGUACCCACUGGACGCCGGCCAGCAGCAGCAGCAGUCGGUGCGGAAGCGGAACAAGGCGCUGCAGGUGCGCUUCAAGGACAUCUGCGAGGCGCAGAACGAGCAACAGCGCGAGGCCGCCGCCCUGCAGGCCGGGGGCCGGCCCGCCAAGUCCUCGUCCUACAAAGUGGCGCACCGCAAGUACAUGACCGUGCCGGCGCGCCGCUCCAUCCCCAACGUCACGCGCAGCACGGGCGUGCAGACCUCGCCCGACCUGCGCAAGCGCUACCAGACCUUCCCCUUCGAGCGCAAGAAGGGCCACACCUUCAAGCACGCGGCGGCGGUGGAGACGUACACAGCCCGCGACAACGGCUUCGUGGUGGUGGAGGUGGUGCCGCCGCCACGGGCGCCACCGCAGCCGCCGCGGGCGCUCGCCGGACGGGGGCUGGACGAGGAGGAGGAGGAGGAGGAGGCGGCGGCGGCGGCGUGCGGCCGGGGCGGGGUCCGUCGGACGCGGGCCCUGCUCCACACCAACGAGUGCGUGGCCACGGUGGAGCAGCACAGGGCGCCGGCGGGCCUGUGCUCCGACGCGCUGCUGCUGAGCUGCCCUGCGGAGGUCAGCGCCCUCCCGGACGCGCCACCAGGGGGCGGCGGCGGCGGCGGGGACUACCAGCUCUGCAGCGUCCCCCCGUCCGGGAACCCCAGGCCCCGGCCGCAGCGGCGGGAGGACGGGGCGGGCUGCGGGGCCAAGAGGCAGCUGCUGAACGUGGAGGAGGGCUCGGCCCGCACCCUGCCGGACAGGGUGUCCAGGGUCACGGGCCCCCUCACCUGGAACUCCCUCACGCAGGUGGAGUGUCUGGACAGCCCCUCCGUGAGGAGGAAGAAGGGCCUGCAGCUCAACGGCCUGCAGUCUCAGACGCUGCCCCGAGCCGGGGCCGGGGCCGGGUGCUCGAGGCAGCCGCCGCCCUCUCCGCCUCUACGGGCCACGGAGGGCCCGCCUCUCCUGUCCCCGUGCGGCGCGGGGGGGCCCGGGGGAGCGAUGGCGCUGGGUCCGGGGUCGCCGGAGGCGUGUAAGCAGAUAGUGCCAGUGACUAAAGACGGGGAUGUUAAAGCACAGCUGCAGGUCAUGGAGAACAUGAUCAGCUCCAGUCAGGAGACCAUCAAGGUGCUGCUGGGGGUCAUCCAGGAGCUGGAGAAGGGCGAGGCCCACAGAGAAGGCCUCUCUUAUCGAACGGGACAGGACACAGCAAACUGCGACACGUGUCGCAACAGCGCAUGCAUUAUUUACAGUGUGGAGCUGGACUUCAAACAGCAGGAGGACAAGCUGCAGCCUCUAAUGAAGAGGCUGUGCCCCCCCGAGGAGUCUGGAUUCCCCCCGCUGCCUUACCCCCAGGAGGCCUUCACCUCCACGCCCAAACGCAAGUCCAAAGCCGACUCCAAGAAGCACCCUCGCUGGAAACUUUGGUUCCUUUGA
Molecule: messenger RNA, 1551 nt
Organism: Gadus chalcogrammus (walleye pollock)
Lineage: Eukaryota; Metazoa; Chordata; Actinopteri; Gadiformes; Gadidae
Product: inhibitory synaptic factor 2A-like
Exons: 3
Coding region: 1-1551 (516 amino acids)
Biological process (GO): inhibitory postsynaptic potential
Cellular component (GO): postsynaptic density
Source: RefSeq, a predicted model, not a curated record